AUGGCGUCGCUGUCCCCGACGGUGGAGCAGCCGCCCCUGGAGGUUCUCCCGUGGCUCAAAACCCUACCCCUGGCCCCGGAGUACCAUCCCACCCUCGCCGAGUUCCAGGAUCCCAUUGCAUAUAUUCACAAGAUAGAGAAGGAGGCCUCCCAGUAUGGUAUCUGCAAGAUCGUGCCCCCUGUUCCCCCUGCCCCCAAGAAGACUGCCAUUGCCAAUCUCAACCGGUCGUUCGCUGCACUUCAGAAAAAUGUCUUUGGGAGCGGCGGCGGAGGUUCCAAUCUGAAGAAGGGAGCUCCAACAUUCACGACGCGGCAGCAGCAGAUUGGUUUCUGCCCUCGGCGGCCGAGACCUGUCCAGAAGCCCGUGUGGCAGAGCGGCGAGCAGUACACUCUCCAGCAGUUUGAGAACAAGGCGAAGCAGUUCGAGAGGGCCCACAUCAAGAGGACCGUUGGCGGGGGUAAUGGUGCCCGGAAAAGUGGUGGUGGCGUCAAUGCUGGGGGUCCUCUCUCGCCACUCGAGGUGGAGACCCUUUUCUGGAAGGCUUGUGCAGACAAGCCCUUCUCGGUGGAGUACGCCAAUGAUAUGCCUGGCUCAGGCUUUGGCCCUCUUCUGGUUGGGAAGAAAUGGAGGGACGGUGAGGUAGGCAGCGUUGGGGAGACAGCAUGGAAUAUGAGGGGGGUGUCAAGGGCGAAGGGAUCACUGCUGAAGUUCAUGAAGGAGGAUAUUCCCGGGGUGACAUCGCCAAUGGUGUAUGUUGCAAUGAUGUUCAGCUGGUUUGCAUGGCAUGUGGAGGACCACGAGCUUCACAGCUUGAACUACCUGCAUAUGGGGGCAGGGAAGACAUGGUAUGGUGUGCCGCGAGAUGCUGGGCUGGCAUUUGAGGACGUCGUUCGUUUGCAUGGUUACGGUGGAGAGGUCAAUCCUCUGGGUGAGUAGUGUGGGUCUCUUUAAUCGUGUCCUUCACCUUGACCGCUAUUGUGUUUUCUUGUUAAAGUAGUGUUCUUGCCUUCGUUUAGAUAGUUCCUGCAUUUUAAUCUUUCCUCGUAAAUUGGAAUGUUCCUCUUGCGUAAUGGAUUCCUGAAAAUAAUUUCUCAGAAAGUUUCCCUUUUCUCUCCAUCAUCUUGUACUUUACAUCAGGAGAGUGGUUCCUCGUAAUUGCACUCCAGAUGGCAAUGGAUGAACAUUUUUUCUGGUUAUCUUGGGUUGCAAUUUGCUUUUUUGUUUUUCAGUUUUCGCUUAGCAGAUGAAGUGUUUGUGCUUUCUUAUGACAGUCACAUUUGCUAUUCUCGGUGAGAAAACGACCGUCAUGUCUCCAGAAGUUCUCAUUGAAGCGGGAAUUCCUUGCUGCAGGUGAUAUCUAGUCAUCUGGCUCCCUUAUUUUCUCAUUCGUGGUGUUAUUUCCUGUUUAUUAUAAUGUUUUCCGUUGCUUCCAAUUACAAUUAUUUCUUGGAUAAUGAAGAUGAAGGACUUGCUUUUUUCCCAAAUAGAUUGGUGCAGAACGCUGGUGAUUUUGUUGUCACCUUUCCAGGAUCAUACCACUCGGGCUUUAGUCUUGGUGAGCUUUUUUUUUGAAUGCCUUUUUUCCCUUUGUCUUUUGACUAGGAAGAAAGGCCAUGGUAGGACUUAUGUUGUAAAUGGAACUGUUAUUAUUUCACAUGAAACUAUUGCUUUUCUUAUGCUUUCUGCUGAUAUGAAAGAGAAACAUCCGGUUUACAAGUUCAUUUCUCUAAAUACGUGCGUUUGAAUAUGGACACCUUUAAAUGAUUUCUGCCUUUAGUUAUUUAACCAAAAGAAUGUACGGAAGAAGAAUAAAAAUGUUUAUUUAGUCUAGAAAUAAAUUUAAAUGUGGCAAUCUCUAUUUUAGCUACAAUUGAAAUGGCAUCAUUUGGUUACUGAAUGCCGAUUCUGGUGUGUGAAUCAGGCUGGUAAAAAUUUCUCUCAUUCAUUUUUCUUUUUUCAGGAAGGAAUUUUUGAGUAUGCUUCUUUCUACUCUUAGUUGAUGCUUUAUUACUUGUCUAAUGCUUGUUAAAAGGGGGAGACAGAACGAAAAUUUGGGGGUUGGCCAACCUUGGCGUUAGCUCUCACAAAACCCUAGCUUCUUUCAACUUCGUAUGUAGAAUUCGCAUUGUGAUCUGCACAUCAGGCAUUGCCCGUGCUUUAUGAGCACAGGUCGAUGGAGGGCUGCAAACCCAUAUGAGUUGAAUGACAAAUCAUGUGGCUCCAAAAAACUGAAAAAAAGGGAAAAAAAUAAUAUUUUAAAACUCUAGACCGUCAUCAAUGUUCUAUGUAAAGCUGACCAUUGGGAAUCAUGCUCUCAAAAUCCUGUUGUACUCCGAUCAGGAUUGUCCAUAAUAGAAUCUCUGUUUUGUUGGAUUUGCAUUUUUAGGCAAAUACUUGGGCGAUUGGGAUAGGAUAAGUGCUUUUCAGCUCAGAAUCGUUACUAAAUUUAACUUCUUUAUGUGGUUCUGUUAAUGCAUCUGAGAGCGAUCUUUCUAUUCUAUUCAUGACAGCACGUCAUAUAUUCUGAUAAGUUGCUCAUGUUCCUGAUUAACAGACAUGAUACUGAUUCACAUGGUAAUAUUCUUAUUCUUAUCCUUGUGAUAUCUAUUUUUAUCGUAAUUGUUAAGGUUGAUAAUUUUUUUUUUGUGUAAAAUCAACAGUUGCAAAUGUUUGACAAAAAAUUGCCGAUUCAUAUUUGGAUCAUUGUGCUCAAUAUUUCUUGUUAUCCAUGGGCCAUGGGGAAUUGCUUCAGUCUCAGGCUGAAAUCUCUCUCCACCACUCAGGAGAAAUGAUUUUGACUUUUUUUUUUUGUAUGUGUGUUCAUAUUCUUUUUUGGCAGGGUUUAACUGUGGUGAGGCAGCUAACAUUGCAACCCCUGAGUGGCUGAGGGUGGCUAAAGAAGCUGCUGUUCGAAGGGCCUCAAUAAAUUAUCCCCCGAUGGUGUCUCAUUAUCAGUUACUUUAUGAACUUGCUUUAUCACUGAGCUCAAGGUAUGUUUUCUCAUCAUCUAAGACAACGUGAUAAAGUGCUACCAUUAUUUGAAAAUUUGAGGUAUGCCAGGUGGAAUAUUCCUGAUCUGGCUUUUCGGUUAGGAAUUGAAGUGGAUGUAAAGUUGCCCGUCUGUCUGUGGUUUCUGUUGGUUUGUAAAAUGAUUCGUUUGAUUGUCUGUUUUGGAGCUUUCACUUGCCCUCCACGAGUAACUAAAUGAUGAUGCAUAUGGACCUUAAUACCGUGAAAAUUCUUCCUAUGACCAGGUAGCAUUAUUACUAGGGUGAAUUACAAUAUAACUUGAUUGUCUAAUGGUGUUCUAGGCUCCAUGCUCACGAGUUCUACCUUCUCUAUCUCUGUUGCCCUGAGCAUGCUAGUGAUAUGCAUAUCGGAUCAUAAAUCAUUUUUAUUUACAUGAAUGUGUUCUGUGGCAUGCAGAUUAUCAUCUUAUUCUUUUGCUGCCUUUGGAGAGAUAUAGUUGUUGUUAUUCUACAAUACAGCAGAGUUACGGUUGCAUAUUCCCCGCAUAUAUUUACUGGUUUUCUAGAAGCUGUUGUAGCAUAUUAGGAAUUUCAGAUAGAUCUAUCAGCUCAAGUUGAAAGUUUGCCUCCAGAUAUAGCGGGGUGACGUGUAAGUUUAUCCUUAGAUAUGAUUCAUGAGGGAAGUUUGAAUCAGAGACAUAGUUGACAUCCUUUCAAUUAUUCCCUUGUGAUGCUAUAUAAAUCCUUUCCUACGAGAUACCCUUACCAUUGCAAAUGAGCGAGAAAAAAUCACAACAAUUCCAUUUGGCUGUUUGGUAAACCGUUUGUUUGGUUGAAUUAAUUAUCAGCUUAUUUCAUCAGGAUGAAUUUUAUUUUAUUGUGCUUUGUAGUCAUUGCAGCCACUGACUGCCAUCUGGAUUUGCCUGGCUCAUAUGGGUCAGCAUGUCUUGGAUUUUUAUGGAUCUUAUUCCUCUUGGGAAGUUGUCGAUUUGAACACUGGAUGCUUAGAUCAUGGUCUCGUUUUAGGUGAGAAGGAUGGAUUGCUAGCGUGGACGAUCUAUAAGAUAUAACUGGAGGACAUGGGUUUUUGUCAUUUGGUUCCAUUAGUAUACUUGGUGAAUUUGGCAUAUCUUAAUCAUGCCCCUUUGCAUGGGCUUGGGGUGCAUAUCCUGUUCUAGAGAGGGUCACAUCCCUAUAAGACGAUGUUACCUGGAGAUCUGGUUGCCUUAAUAAUAAAUUGGCUUGAUUCUCAUGUGGACAUGUACGGAUUUGUAUAAAUUGCUCCAUUUCAGCUCUGGCCAACUUAGUCAAUAAAUCACGAGAUAAAAAAAUGUCUGUAAAUUUCAAAAGCGCACACACACAGAGACAGCUGGAUAUUAUAGAUGAUUUUAUUGACAGAAAUAUAAUAAGUUUCAUAUCUGUCUAAGUUCAAUCUGUCAUGAAAACAUCCAAAUAAAAGAGACGUUCUUAUGAAUGCCAAAGGCAUAUCUAUAAAUGAUUUUACAAAACAACAUUCUUUCAACUCCUCACUCACCUGUCCCGAUUUCUGGAUCUGCAUAGCAUGCCAUUUGAAAGAUUUGGGGCUUAGGAUUUAUUGCGAAGAGGAGAAAGAGAAAGACGUGGUAGAGAGAUGACAACAGUUUAUGGAGGAUAUCAAGAAUGAGAAAUCAAAAGAAAAAGGAGAAUGUACUGGGGUUUCUGCAGGGGUGGCUGUGGGAGUGACCGCUGACACUGUGAAACAGUGGUGCCAAUGGCAGUGGUUCUGAUAUGACAAUAAACAGUGGCAACAAGCAGCAGAAAUAGAGUUGGAUGUUUUUCCUCUCUUGUUCGUUAUUCCUUUUUCUUUUCAUCUUUUUCUUCACCACCUUCAUCAGAAAGGCAGAAAGCGAAAAGUACUCAUAAGAACUUUUAAGUUUAUUGGUCGGCUGAGAGAUCUAAAACACUUGAGCAUUGGAUCCAUGUUGGUCCAGUUUGGCUAAGCUUGCAUCAACAAGGAGUCAUGCACCUUCUACUGUCAGUCAUCCUCUAUCUCUGCGAGCUAGUGUUUGGGAACUUUGUGGUCUGACAGCCCUAAUCAAGUUAUUUUUAGCUUCCAACAUUCAUAUCUAACAGAUAUUACAUCUUCAUUUUGUGCUCGUGUUCCCUUAUAAUGUAUUUUAAAUGUAGCAUCUAUCUAAUUUGUAUUUGAGCUAGAUGUAUUAUUAAAUAAAAAUCAAUCAUCUUUUCCGUGCAGGCUUCAAUAUAUUUCAGUUAUUCUCAUUGCAGGGUUUUCGUGAGUUAAACAUUAUUCUGCUUGCCGCACAAUUUUCAUGUUUCAUUUUUCAUGAUGCAGAUGACUGAUCAAAAUUAAAUCCAAUCACAGUUAAACACAAGUCUUUAUAAUUUUUUUAAUCUUGGCAGUCAUCCUGCAUGAAACAAUGCUCUUGUUUUCUGAUUUAGUUAUCAUAUUAUUGAUUGAGUUACUGCUGUGAGGCCCUUUUGGUGAGAUCACCUUUUUGCCCUUCUAAAGUGCUUGUCACGUUCAUUGCCUUCGUGUUUUUUGGUGUUGUGAAGCUCUUUGACAUUUGAUUUAAUUAUUUAAUGUUGAAUUUUCUAGUGAAACUGUUAGUGACUGUUGUCAUUGCUUUCAUUUUUAUUUUUUUUAUCAUUAGGGACACCACAAAUAACAGUUCUGAGCCACGGAGCUAUCGGUUGAAGGAUAGGAUGAAAAGUGAAGGAGAACAGAUGAUCAAAGAACAAUUUGUUGAAAAUGUUUUGGAAACUAAUUGGAGGCUUCAUGACCUUCUUGACAAGGGUUCAUCAUGCAUUGUUCUUCCACAUAAUGCAUUUGAUAUUUCGUUGGCUCCUUAUUCUCGAGUCAUAUCUCAAAUAAAGGUUAAACCAAGACUGUCACUUAGUUUCUACAACCAAGAAGAAGCACUGAAGGCAUCAAGGAGUUUGUUUCCUUCGGAGGAUACACUUGAAGGAAAUUCAGGUCUCAAAUAUUUGAGUGGUUUCUCUUCAAUAAACGGGAGGUUUAUCUCUUCUGCUGAGGCCAAAAGGUUUCCUGUGGAAAAGUCCAGCAAGACCGAAGUUUCUACUUCGUGCACAACUGCCGACUCUCAGGAAAUUGGGCCUGAGAAGGAGGUUACCCUCAGAAGUGAUGGAUUACUCGAUCAAGGCCUACUUUCAUGCGUGACAUGUGGGAUUUUGAGCUUUACGUGUGUGGCUAUUGUUCAACCCACAGAUGCAGCAGCAAGGUGUCUAAUGUCUGCCGACUGCAGUUCUUUUAAUGAUCUUUAUGUUGGCUCCGGAGAGACAAGCGAUACUGGCAUUCUUGGGAAUGCAAAUGCACACAACUAUAAUUUGCUAGCCCGUCCAGGUUUGCUGCUGGUGCUUUGACCUUUUAAUGCUAUAUCUAGUAUUGAAUUCUGAAUAUUAAUUUACCCAAGUGAAUUUAUCUUAGGCUAUCACAAUUCUUGGAUUUUUAUCCAUUUUAGAUUUCCAAUAAUUAGUGUCUAAGUUGAGUGUAGCUUAAUUUCUUUUACUUUUAGUCUUGGAAAUCAUUUAUACACAAAUAUAUUAUCAGAUUCUUUAGAUGGUUUUUAUUGCAAAUAUUUUAAUAGUCUUUUUUUUUUCUCCAAAUAUAUAUAUAUAUAUAUCUUUGGGAUUUUGAUAAACUCCUAAAGAUAAACCUUCUGUCAUAGUUGUUUAAUGGUUCCAUACUAUCUUUACAAACUAAAUCUAUCUGCAAUUUUGAAUCUAUGAAGUGGUCUGCUAAUUCCUGAUCCUCGGAUUUUGGUCUAUUGACUGAGUUUUUUUCUCUGCUCAUGUCCUGAAUUCAUCUUCAUCUUAUAAAGUGUUGUGGAGUUCGAUCAAAUAACCCCAAAAUCGUCAACUACUUGCUUAAUGGAUCCAAUCAUCUAAUUCCUCUUCUACAAGCUUUCUGAGGCAUGGGAAUAUGAUAUGUUACGAUUUUACUUCGGCUCUCAUUUCUAUUUUUGCUUUUUCCCGAAGAAACAUGGCUCCGAGUCAUUUUUGGUGUCAUUCAACUCUGGUUAGUGGGAUAGCUCCUCUAUCUUUCUUCUCUUUCAGGAAUUUAGUUUUCUUUACGAUGUGCUCUUUAUUUAGCUUUAUGCUUUUAAUAUUUUGCGGUUCCAUUGUACCACAUUAUUUUACACUCAUCUUAAUUUGUUCAAAGACCCUGCAGUAGGAUUCCUGCAGAGGUACUUGCAACAUUGGUAAACCAGCUCCUUAGACUUGUCUUGAUAAAUGUUUGCUUUCUGGUAUCCGGAAAAUCAGCUAACAACCAGUAUGUCAGGUCCUAUGGUAGUAGAGGUUUCUUGACGACUGUGAUAGACAUGAGUGUCCAAGGAAGCAAUUCAAUGACUUCUAUGGAGCUUUUUUCUCUCUGUUUUCUUUUCAUGCGGCAAGGACUAUGCAUUACUCCGUGGAUGUACAAUUCGACGAUAAGCUUUGGGUGGGACCUCGACCCUUCACAAUAAAGCAACAUGUUUAUGUUGCAUGUAGCUUUGGCUUUGGCUUUGGCUCAUCAAGUGAAAACGGCAGUGAAUUAGUGGCCAACUAUUAUUUCACCCCUGUUGGCCAGCAUAUUACUAGGGAUCUGAGUAGUUCCAUUGUUUGUCAUAAUAUAUGGAAGGAUUCUAGCUUUGUUUUCGGCAGCCAAUAUUUUCAGUCACUUUGUUCCAUGUAUACUUUAAAAAGUGAAUAUUUUAUGGUGAAAACUUACAAUUUUCAACUUCAAUUUUGAUGUCAAUUUUUUGUGAUACAGACGCCAAGAAGGAACAAGCGUCAGCUCUUGAUUUAUUAGUUUCCGCAUAUGGGGAUUCAUCUGAUGCUGAGGAGGAAGCGCUUACACCUGAAGCGCCUGUACGCCUAGACGAGAAUGUUUCCAAUAUUCACUCAUCAUCUAGGCCAGAUCAGGAUCCAAGGUAUUCGGAUGGCUCUACUUCGUCACUAGACUCCCACCCAAGUGAAGCAUCAUGUGGGAAAGUGCCAUUUUUCUCUAGGACGGGGACAGAAGGAGGAGAGAGUUCAUGCCAUCCAUCUUCGUGUGCUGUCUCCGGUGAUGAAGGCAUCCCUGAACACUUAGAGCGUGAGGUUGGUUCUAAUAGUGCAUGCCAAAAUGUGAGUGAUUCUGAUGUGGGAUCAUGUCAACAAAAUCCUGCAGUCUCCGCGCGAAAUUCGUGUAAGAAUGCUGAGGGGAUGGAAGAAAACGUUUCAGACAAUUUGAGAGAUUCGACAAGGCCAGUCAUUUCGCCUAAUUCUUUUUGUUCAGCACCCAUGGAAGAGACUAAUGGUAACCUGGAUGGUAUUCAUCAGUUUACUGAAACUGCGAAAAUUCACAUGAGCUGUGAGGACGUGAAGAAAAUAGAACUGAAUUCACCUGGUUAUCCUGCCAAUUCAAGCUUGAGCCCGACCAGAGAAGCGAAUGGAGGCAUUCAACUCAGCAGUUUCAACCCUACUGUACCCUUCCUGCAGAAAUCCGAUAAGGACUCCUCCAGAGGGCACAUAUUUUGUCUUGAGCAUGCGCUGGAUGUAGAAAAACAGCUUCAUAAGAUGGGUGGAUCGCAUCUAAUGCUCGUCUGUCACCCUGGUUAGUUUUUCAAUAACUUUGCUCUUCCGUUUCAUUGGUGUUGCUGUUGUUCUUUCAAUGAUACUGCUUUAUCAGUCCUUCGCUCUACUUUCUAUUCACUGUCGUGGGAAUAGUGUGGUAUUACUUAUGUUUUAUUCUUGCUUUCAACCAGCUCUAUUCUGCUCAGCAUUUCUUCACGGGUGUAGCUGUAAAGCGUAGCAUCUACAGGCUAGUUUAUACAUAAAUGAUUUUUUUUACAGAUAAAGAUAAAAAGUUUAUAUUGCUCGAAUUUCGGGCUGUGAUUUAGCAAUAAAUGACUUUUUUGUUUGUUCAAUCUAGCUAUUCUAUCUGUAUUUCCCUUGCAUUUUUCACCAAUGUGCACUGAUGGACGAUGCCUUUUUGCCGACCCAUCUGUAUGAUCAAACUUUGUGCUCUCCAUCAUAAGUGUCUGCAUAAUAUUUCCAGUGACAUUGUCUUUUCUCUUUAGGGUAUCUUUCUCCUCGGUCAGCUGAAUACCGAUUUGAGCUCCAGCUUAGUCUAGAUUGGUCUAGAUUGAGCAUUCUUGCCUUCUUAAACUGGAGUUCCCAACCAGAUCAAGUAACCUCUCGCCAGUUCCAAUGUCCUCCCAGUUCUUUAUGGUGAUUGAUCUGAUCUACCUCAGGGAGUCCCGUUGCUAGAGGUAGACCAUGUACCUCCCUCCAAGUAUCCUAAAGAUGCUCCUAUUACCCUACUGGCAGCAGGGUAAGGCAUUGAGAAGGGCCAGCUUCUGUGGAUUUUCUUUCCCAGGGUAGGAGAAAAUAGAGCACGCACUCCUGGAAGAUGGGUGGGGCCUCCCCCUAGUUUGUCUUUUGUUAACCCAUGGCCGCAACAGAGAAGAGCCUGCUCACUUUUCAAAGGCAUUCAGGCAGUAAGGACAUGAUAUUUACUGUAGGUAUCUCACCGAGCCCACUCCUCCCUUCUCUAUGUCCACCGCUCCAGGACAAGGCCUUCUGCCCUCAGAACCGUUCUUGGUGUUUUGAAGAGUGGAAGAAUAUACGCAUGAGCCUUGACAACCAUUUGACGCUGCACAGCCUUCAGGGAGAUCAGUUUCACCUCCCAGUCAGUUUUUUUCUUAAUUUUUUUGAUGGCAUUACAUCUACCUCGGCGGCGCUGUUCUUCCCUUCAAAAGGAGGCAAGUCCAGAACCAUUUUUAACGGGUUCAAAGGGUCACCUGGUUUUAUGACCUGCUAGAUUGGAAGGCAGUUCUAGAACCGUUGACUUCAGGUUGAUGUUCUUCUAUCGUUCUGAGAACAUCUCAGUGAGCUGUGUUUGGCGAACUCAGAUAAGUGGGUGUGUUUGCUGCUGAAACUACUGUAUCAUUUUGUGAAUGAGAAGAAAAAAAAAACCCAAGCAUUUUUUGAUCUUUUAUUUUUGGGUUUCAUCUCUGCUACCUCUCAGUGGGUCUUCCAUCCUCUUAUCUAAAAUUGAGUCUUUUAAUUGUUCCAUUUGCGCCUGCAGAUUAUCCCAAGAUUGAGAAUGAAGCGAAAUCCUUGGCAGAGGAGCUGGGAAUGGAGUGUUCUUGGGGGGAGAUUCACUUCAGGGAGGCAGGCAAAGAUGAUCAGCAGAGGAUUUGUGCCGCCAUUGAAGACGAAGAAGCUGUGCCCACAAACAGCGACUGGGCCGUGAAGCUGGGGAUCAACCUCUUCUACAGUGCCAACCUCAGCAAGUCCCCCCUCUACAGCAAGCAGCUGCCGUACAAUCCCAUCAUCUACAAGGCCUUCGGCCGCAGUGCUUCCGGCAGCUCGCCAGGAAGGUCAAGGGUCGAUGGGAAGCGGCGAAGCAAGCAGAAGAGAAUAGUUGUGGCUGGCAAAUGGUGCGGGAAGGUCUGGAUGACCAGCCAGGUCCAUCCCUUCUUGGCGCACAAGAAUGAGAUUCAUGAACAGUACGAGGCGGCAGCGGCGGCGGCGGCGGUGGGGGGAGCCAAGAUUGAGGCCGAUGCUGACUGCUGGAGGGAAGCUCUGUCGGGCAAGAGAGAGCGUCCAGAUGCUGGCAUGGAGGCGGAGAAGAGAAUUGACCACAAGGGGAAGAAGAAGACGAAUUCAUCGAAGAAGCCCGCCUCGAAGAAGCCCAAGUGCCUGCCACCGGCGGAGGCUGCCACAACAGUGGUGGCGGCAGCAGCACAGAGUUUGACUGAUAAUUUUUCAGCACGGCGGCAGCGGUCUGGGCGCCUUCGUCGGCCGAUCUCGAGACCCACCCCGGACCAGGAGGAGCACCACCACUGCGUCGCUGAAGAAGAGAGACCCACCACCGCCAAAUCGGCCGUGGCGGAGAAUAAGAAGAAGAAGACGGUGGCGGCGGCAGCGAAGAAGAAGAAGAAGAAGCAUCCAGAUGCCGCCGAGGACGGUGGCGACUACCCCUGCAACGUGGAGGGCUGCUCCAUGAGCUUCCGGUCGAAGCAGGACCUCGCCGUGCAUAAGCGGAACAUCUGCCCUGUGAAGGGCUGCGGGAAGAAGUUCUUCUCCCACAAGUACCUGGUGCACCACCAGCGCGUCCAUGUCGAUGAUCGGCCUCUCAAGUGCCCCUGGAAGGGCUGCAAGAUGACGUUCAAGUGGGCGUGGGCGAGAACAGAGCACAUCAGAGUUCACACGGGUGCCAGGCCCUACGUCUGCAAGGAGCCAGGCUGCGGCCAGACCUUCCGCUUCGUCUCUGACUUCAGCCGUCACAAGAGGAAGACCGGCCACGUGUCGAGGAAGGGCAGGAGUUGA
Spirodela intermedia is the source of this 11288-nucleotide messenger RNA. The record is from the annotation of a GenBank genome assembly. Lineage: Eukaryota; Viridiplantae; Streptophyta; Magnoliopsida; Alismatales; Araceae.